AUGAAGUUCACUGCUGCUACCUUGGCCGUGCUCGCGGCCGCCAGCACCGCCGCUGCCAAGCCGCUCCUCGACCAGCUCUCAAACCUCGACCCGGCUCAGCUCGCCCAGCUCGGUCAGCAGUACGCCAACAAAGGUCAAGAGCUCGCCGCCUGCGCCAGCGCCGGAACCCAACUCUCCUGCCACGCAUCCUACGACAUCCCUCCCACGUCUGCCGGAUCGUGCUGCUUCAACGGAGCCCUGGUUUCCGGUGGCAAGCAGAGCGGACUCAUCCUUAGCACCUCCUUCUGGACGACCAAUGCACCAGACCCGGCCAACAACGGUCCCAAGGAUUCCACCACCAUCCACGGUCUGUGGCCCGACUACUGCGAUGGAACCUACCCUCAGUUCUGCUCCUCCAUCAGUGGGAUUCCGGAGUACACGGGAGAACAGAUCGAGGCGGUGAUGCAAAAGUACGAUCCUGCUCUGUACGCUUACUACCAGACCUACUUCAAAGACCUCGAUGGAGACAGUGCCGACUUCCUCUCUCACGAGUACAACAAGCACGGAACUUGCUACACCACCAUGCGUUCGCAAUGCCAGCCCCAACUCCCCUGGAUCUCCCAGGCUGACUUUGCCGUUCUCAACUACUUCCGUCAGAUCGCUCACAAGUUCCAAGAACGUCCCACGUACAACAUCCUCCAAUCCGCCGGAAUCACCCCGAGUUCGUCCCAGAACUACACACUCGUUCAGGUCCAACAGGCCCUCAAGAACGCUCACGGUGCCACGCCGUUUGUCGGCUGCAACAAGAAGGGCGAGAUGAACGAAUUCUGGUACUUUUGGAACGUCAGAGGUCAGGUCAACUUCGGUCUUUACGAAGCGGUUGAAUCGACCACCAAGUCGACGUGCCCUCAGAGCUUGAAGUACCUUCCCAAGCCUUGA
Molecule: messenger RNA, 918 nt
Organism: Pseudozyma hubeiensis SY62
Lineage: Eukaryota; Fungi; Basidiomycota; Ustilaginomycetes; Ustilaginales; Ustilaginaceae
Product: probable ribonuclease
Exons: 1
Coding region: 1-918 (305 amino acids)
Biological process (GO): RNA catabolic process
Cellular component (GO): extracellular region
Molecular function (GO): RNA binding; ribonuclease T2 activity
Source: RefSeq, a predicted model, not a curated record